Molecule: messenger RNA, 3346 nt
Organism: Scleropages formosus (Asian bonytongue)
Lineage: Eukaryota; Metazoa; Chordata; Actinopteri; Osteoglossiformes; Osteoglossidae
Gene: amd1
Product: adenosylmethionine decarboxylase 1
Exons: 9
Coding region: 203-1210 (335 amino acids)
Biological process (GO): spermine biosynthetic process; spermidine biosynthetic process
Cellular component (GO): cytosol
Molecular function (GO): adenosylmethionine decarboxylase activity
Source: RefSeq, a predicted model, not a curated record
UACACAGUAUGGCCGGCGAUAUUAGCUAGCGCUCGCUCUACGGUAUUCUCUGUAAAAGGGAAGACGGUAAAAACCCAAGAAAGCUACACCUUGGACUGCUAAAAGGACUGUACUAACACAUUAACUUAUAACUAUCAAGAAGAAUUCAACGUUUGUAUAAAAUAAGAACGUAAUUUCUAUUGUUGGUUUCUGUUGUCUCACGAUGGAAGAGAACGGUGCGCACUUCUUCGAAGGGACCGAGAAGCUGUUGGAGGUGUGGUUCUCCCGGCAGGAUGAGACCAAAGGAACCGCGGACCUCCGUACCAUCCCGAGGUUUGAGUGGGACAAACUUCUGGAGAAUGUGCAUUGUUUGAUCAUAAGUGUGACAAAAACUGACAAGCAGGAAGCUUAUAUACUCAGUGAGAGUAGCAUGUUUGUCUCAAAGAGACGUUUCAUUUUGAAGACAUGUGGAACUACCCUCUUACUGCAAGCACUGGUGCCUCUCCUCGAGCUCGCCCGGGAGUACUGUGGCUUUGACGCUAUUGAGAACUUCUUCUACUCCCGCAAGAACUUCAUGAAGCCCACCCAUCAGGAGUUCCCUCACCGGAACUUCCAGGAGGAAGUGGAAUUUCUCAGCCAGAUAUUUCCUAAUGGAGCAGCCUACUGCAUGGGACGUUUGAAUACUGAUUGCUGGUACCUGUUUACUCUGGAUCUGCCAGAGUUUUGGGAGAACAAGCAUGCGGAUCAGACGCUGGAAAUUCUUAUGAGUGAGCUUGACCCGACGGUUAUGGACCAGUUCUACAUGAAAGAUGGUGUUUCUGCAAAUGAUGUCACUCGUAUGAGUGGAAUUCGUGACCUGAUCCCAGGUUCAGUGAUUGAUGCCACAAUGUUCAACCCUUGUGGCUAUUCAAUGAAUGGAAUGAAGAAUGAUGGAACUUACUGGACAAUUCACAUCACUCCAGAGCCCGAGUUUUCCUAUGUUAGCUUCGAAACCAACCUCUCCCAAACCUGCUAUGAUGAUCUGAUUAGGAAGGUUGUUGAUGUUUUCAAGCCAGGGAAAUUUGUGACUACCCUUUUUGUUAACCAGAGCUCCAAAUGUCGCAGUGUCUUUUCUUCUGCCCAGAAACUGGAGGGCUUCAAGCGCCUUGACCGUCAGCUGGCCCAGUUCAAUGAUUACAACUUUGUUUUUACCAGUUAUGCCAAGAAUCUCCAAAAGAACCAGCAGAGUUGAGCCGCAAACAUGAAGAAGAAACGCAAAAAGAAAGCUUUUGGUCAGGGGCCUCCCUGGGGUGGCCCCUUGCCACUCUGCUGCCAUAGUUCUGAAUUACUGGGCUUUGAUAUCUUCUCAGGCCCUAGUGUAACCUCCAGUUUGAAUUGUAUGCAUUCUUGUAUCUAUGACUUGGAUAUCUUGCAUGAAAGCUCUUCUCUCUGUGUAGAUAUGCUAGCCCACUCUUGCUGUGAUCUUGAAGUGCAUGUAGAGGAAUUAAACACGCUCCAUAUGUGGUGGUCAAACCCCACCCCCUCACGCUUCCAGCACCACGGCCCCUUCCUGCAGGUGUCCCCCCUCAUCCCCCACAGACAGGGCUUCCGGGCCCACUAGAAUAGGGCCCUGGCUGCUCAGAUUGGAUUUCUCUGUGUUGUGUGGUUACCCACAUUCUCACCUACACUGAAAGAAACAUCAGUAGAGGACACAAUUUUCAUUCCCUUUCUCACCUUCAUCCUGAAACUAAUCUUGUUGAACUUUUUUCUUUUGGGUCAUCUGAAAAGUACCACUUUGGAGGGGGAAAGGGUGGUCUUGAACACAGGAAAUUUACUGACUUGUGCACUCAUUUGAUUUCUUUGAAAGUGUUGAAAUGAUUUGUUAAUAACCCAAGUUCAUUUUUCUGCUGUCAGGAGAAAGUGUUAGUUUGACCAGUUAACUUGGAAAUUACUUGCAUUACAGCUCAAACAGUGAAGAUCAGAGGUAAUGAGGCAGAAGUGUUCCUAUCUAAUUUUAUAAUGGAGUUUGCUGAAUUUGUCUGAAGGCUUUAAAGUCAUCAAUGGCUGAGUUUGAGUGCAUGGCCUGUUCCAGGCCAGAUGUAUCUCAGUGUGAACUGUGUUAGAGAGCCACCAGCCUCUACACUGGAUGUUGUCAGUGGUCCUCCCGGUCAUGUCGCCUAGUACUGAAUGGAAAUUGUGAAUCAGACACUUCCCCUAGCACAGUGGUUGCCCAGCAAAGCAUUUUCCCUUUUUUCUGAACAAUGUCAUCCCCACUAUGCACAGAAAUUGGUAACCACACAAUAGUCCCCAACCAGUCUGAGCAUGCCAGGGUCAUCCCGGAUCAUUCCACACACAACUGUUGCAUAAACUGCCGUUCUAUGUAUUUUUACUGUGUGCAGACGUUUUUGCAGUGAGUUGGUCCAAAAUGUGACUCUGUUGCAGUUCGGGGAGUCGCAUAAAUGCCUUUUGUUGUGCAAUGGCGAGACCCUGUGACACCGUGCUGCAUGUGACUCGUGCUAUAUUGCUUGACAGUGUUGUGCACCGCAGUGCAGCCCUGCGUGAGCUCAUCCGUGUGCUCCUCCCUCCUUUUGUGUUUUGCGGCUAUAAUGUAGUAUAUGGGGCUGUGACACUCUUGAAAUGAUUAUUUGGACAUGUGGGACCUUUUCCCUGGAGGCUGUAUUGGUUUUUAUUUUUAAUGAAAUCUGAUGUAGUUUGAAAGGAAGUUCUUGUUAAUUGCUGUAUGUUGUAGGAAGGAAACCAAAUGAAGACUAUUAGAAUGACCUACAAGGUGGCCCAGUGUCUGAAGGUUUUUUGGGAAGUGUUUUGUGGGCUUUUUCCUGUCAGAGUGCAAAUUUACUUCCAUCAGUUUGCAUGCUGGAAGAGGAAAUGAGUUACGUGUUUCUGGGCUGCUUUUGGUGUUUGUGUGUUUGGUUUCCUGUCUGAAAUGACGGACUUUCAGAACAUCAUAUGUGCUUUUGAGCAAGUAUGUUACAGGAACAGGGAGAAGGUGGUUUCUAACAUUCUUGUCAUGUCAGAAGGACCAUGAAAAUUUUAGAUCUGUAUGUACUUGAAGCAAGGAGUAUUUGAACUUGCCUCAUUCGAUGUGCUGUAAUGAUGGCUUUCUGAACAAAUGUCAGUUUUUGGAUGUGUCCAUCCACCUCCUAAGGAUCAGUUCUGGUUAGGCUCCUUGCUAGAACUGCAUUGUAUAACAGUUGAAUCCUUGAGUAGGGUUGGUGAAAGCUGUGGUUGGAGAUACUUGGACUGUAUAUGAAGUGACUGAAGACCUAAUUAGUUACUUGGAGUGGCUUGAACAGUUGGUUUGGAACAUUGCUUUUUUUUUUGUAUAAUUUAAAACUAUAUUAAAGAAGGAAGGAAAAAAAAAAAAAAA